CUGGGCUGUGGAAACAGCUUCUUGUGGCUCCUCCUCUUCCCCUGUCCCCAGCUGAGGCUCCUGGAUGACGUCACCUACCAGGAAGCCGCCGGCCCGGGGUGGGGAGGGAGGCCGGUGCCCAUGGGUAGGGCUUCACCCAGGUAGGGGCCCCUGGCCCCUGUCCAGGGAGCUGAGACCCCUCUGGACCAUCGCCGGGCUGAUGUCGGGCGCGUGACUGUUGGCAUCUCCCGCUUGCUCCCUGCCCAUUGCCUAGCAACAGUGAGCGGUGCAGAGGCUGCCUGAGGCAGGUGGGUCGUGCCAUCGGAGAGGACCGGGAGCAGCCUCCCCACGCCAGGCAUCAUGUUUAGCAGGUCCGGCUACCGGGCCCUGCCCCUGGGCGACUUUGACCGCUUCCAGCAAUCCAGCCUGGGCAUCUACGGCUCCAAGCAGGGCUUCUUCCCCACCAUUCUGGGGCGAGAGCGGCUAAGCCUGGGGCAGGACGUGGACUCUCCCCAGAGCUGGCCCUCAUACAUCUGCCAUGGCAUCAUCAGUUUCCUGGUGUUCCUGCUGCUCAUUAUCACAUUCCCCAUUUCUGGAUGGUUUGCCUUGAAGAUUGUCCCUACCUAUGAGCGGAUGGUUGUGUUUCGUUUGGGGCGGAUCCGGGCCCCCCAGGGGCCGGGCAUGGUCCUGCUGCUUCCUUUUAUCGACUCUUGGCAGAGGGUGGAUCUGAGGACAAGAGCAUUCAAUGUCCCUCCCUGUAAGCUGACCUCCAAGGAUGGUGCGCUGGUCUCUGUGGGGGCUGAUGUCCAGUUCCGCAUCUGGGACCCUGUGUUAUCAGUGAUGAUGGUGAAGGAUUUGAACUCGGCCACCCGCAUGACGACCCAUAACGCUAUGACGAAGACCCUGUUGAAGAAGCAGCUGCGUGAGAUCCAGAUGGAAAAGCUGAAGAUCGGGGAUCAGCUCCUACUGGAGAUCAAUGACAUGACCAAGCUGUGGGGUCUGGAAGUGGACCGAGUGGAGCUGACCGUGGAGGCUGUGCUGCAGGCUCCCCAGGAUGCCCCCGCCCUGCCCGGCCUGGACAGCGCCAUCCAACAGCUGGCGCUCCAUUUCUUUGGCGCCGGCAGUGGUGGAAAUGCACCUGUAGCGGCUGAGACAGACACCAUGGAGAUGGUGAAUGAAGUAGAAGGGUCCCCCCCAUCUGCCAACAACCCAAGCAGCACCAGCAAUGGCAACACCAAGAAGAGGCUAACGGUGGAGGAGCUGCUGGGGGCUGUGGAGCUGUUUCUGUCCGAGGCCUUGGUCAGUCAAGUCCAGGCCUGCUACCAGUUUAACAUCCUCCUGCCCAACGGCACCCACAGCACCUACUUCAUUGAUCUCACCACAGGGAGUGGGAAGAUUGGGCAUGGUGUGUCGGAGUGCAAUCCAGACGUGGUUUUGGAAAUGACUGAGGCUGACCUGCUAGCCCUAUUCUCUGGGCAACUGAGGCCCUUUGAAGCUUACAUGAGCGGGCGGCUGAAAGUGAAGGGCGAUUUGAACAUGGCCAUGAAGAUGGAGUUGCUCUUGAGGGCCAUGAAAUAGCAGAAGAGCAGCAAAGCCUGUCUCGGUCCUGGCCUUGAGUCCCCAGCCCCUCAAGGUGCUUAUUGGCAACCAACGGCGAAGCGGCUUCUUUGGCCCAUAAAGUAGUGCUGGGAAAAGUUGACGACUCCCUUUCCCUGCCUGGUCUUCCUCACCCAGUUUGUUCUUUUGACAAGUCUUUCCUGAGACCCAACCCUGUACCAGGGGACACCAGGGAAGAGACAGGAGAAGACCUAUGCUCUCGAGGGACCCCUGCUCUGUCUGUGGAGACAAGACCCACACCUAUGCAACCACUGGAGAGCAUCACCAAGCAAUCUAAAACCCGGUGUUGGAGUACACCGAGUGUGCUCUUGCUGUAGUAGGAGGCCAGGAGAAAGGCAAUGAUUACCAAGGACUGGGCUAGUCGGGGAAAGCUUCGGCUGGCCUUUAGAGAGGGAGGAGGAGGAGGAGGAGAAGGGAGCACUGCCAUCCCAGCCCAGAAAGACAGGCCUCCUACAAGCCGAUGGAAUCCAGAAUAGAGACCAGAAGACUAGGGAUGGAGGCAGGGACUCUCUGGCCCUGGGCAUCGCCUCAGAAUGGGGAGGAGAAGGGGCUGGCCCCUUCCCCUGGCAGGCCUCUUGGGCUUGUGGAUGCUGUGUCUCUCUUCCCUGUCCUGCAUGUGAUAUCGAGGAUGACGGGAGGUGGGGAGGUGGGGCAUGUUUACUGGUCUGACUUUUGACUGAAUUGUUUUUGUUUGUGUUUUAAAUUAAAAAACUAAAAAACCUGA
Molecule: messenger RNA, 2320 nt
Organism: Dromiciops gliroides (monito del monte)
Lineage: Eukaryota; Metazoa; Chordata; Mammalia; Microbiotheria; Microbiotheriidae
Gene: STOML1
Product: stomatin like 1
Exons: 8
Coding region: 340-1557 (405 amino acids)
Cellular component (GO): plasma membrane
Source: RefSeq, a predicted model, not a curated record